UUAGAGCCAUCCGACAGUCAAUUGAUGACAACAGUAGAGUAUGAUAUGGAUGAGCAAGAUGAAGUUUGGCUUCGAAUGCUCAAUAAUGAGCGAAAGAAAGAAAGUCUAGGAGAGAUCAGUGCUGAUUUAUUUGAAAGCAUCAUGGAUCGUCUAGAAAAAAUGUGGUUUGAUCUUGUAUACUUAUCUAAAAAUAACCGCAGCCAAGCCGACCAUGACCCAAGAUGUGCCAUUUGUAGCAAUGAGCAAUAUGAAAGCAAUAAUGUCAUUGUGUCUUGUGAAGGGUGCAAUUUGGCAGUUCAUCAAGAUUGCUAUGGUAUCCCGUACGUUCCUAAUGGGCAGUGGCUCUGUAGAAAAUGCAUGGUUUCACCAGAGAAGCCAGUGUCCUGUUUGUUCUGUCCUAUUGAGGGAGGAGCAUUCAAGCAGACUACGACAAACCAGUGGGGUCACUUAUUAUGCGCCAUGUGGAUACCCGAGGUCUGUCUGGGAAAUAGUGUCUAUAUGGAGCCUAUAGAUGGAAUUGGUAAUAUUCCCAAGAGUAGAUGGAAGUUGACUUGCUAUAUCUGUCGCCAACGUCAAGGUGCCUGUAUUCAGUGUGACAACAAGCACUGCUUUACAGCUUUUCAUGUAACAUGUGCUCGUUGGGCUAGAUUGUAUAUGAAAACAAAA
Messenger RNA from Rhizopus microsporus ATCC 52813, 666 nucleotides. RefSeq lists its product as uncharacterized. The annotation marks the transcript as partial. NCBI's taxonomy places the organism in Eukaryota, Fungi, Mucoromycota, Mucoromycetes, Mucorales, Rhizopodaceae. Gene Ontology annotation, biological process: regulation of transcription by RNA polymerase II. The record is from RefSeq and is a predicted model, not a curated record. The transcript has 3 exons. Gene Ontology annotation, cellular component: MOZ/MORF histone acetyltransferase complex.